Messenger RNA from Sturnus vulgaris (Common starling), 844 nucleotides. NCBI's taxonomy places the organism in Eukaryota, Metazoa, Chordata, Aves, Passeriformes, Sturnidae. The record is from RefSeq and is a predicted model, not a curated record.
UGCCAUCACCUGCUCUGGGACGUGCCCGACACAUUCAAUAUUUGUGGGGUGGAACUGCUUGGAAAAACGUGCAUUAUUCCCACUGCAGGUUUUAAAUUAACAGGAGUGCAAAUGAUGGCUAGACAGGUUGUUGGGAGGUUUCUUGAGGGUGAUGCUUUCCUUUCCAGAGGGCUGCAGAAGAUCUCUGUUUGCAGCCAUGAUGCCCGUGGCCACCGUGAUGCCCGAUGACACACCCAUGUUCGACCCCAGGAUCCUGCAGGAACUCGACUGGAGUGAGAACACCACCACCUUUUCUCCUGCUAUUUCUCCACUGGAUCCAGGGGAUGGGCUGGUCCUCAGACCACUUUGCACAGCUGAUUUAAAUCGAGGCUUUUUUAAGGUUCUGGGUCAGCUGACAGAAACUGGAGUGGUGAGCCCCGAGCAGUUCAUCAAAACCUUUGAGCACAUGAAGAGAUCUGGAGAUUACUACGUUACCGUGGUGGAGGACACAAACCUGGGGCAGAUCGUUGCUACAGCAACGCUGGUUAUAGAACAUAAAUUCACUCACUCCUGUGCCAAGAGAGGCAGGAUAGAAGAUGUGGUGGUCAGCGGGGAGUGCAGAGGGAAGCAGCUUGGAAAACUAUUAACGUCCACCCUCACCUUGCUCAGUAAGAGACUGAACUGUUACAAAAUCACACUCGAGUGUCUGCCCAAAAAUGUGGAUUUCUACAAGAAGUUUGGCUAUUUGGUAUCUGAUGAAAACUACAUGUUUCAACGGUUCUUUAAUUAACAACUUCUAGGUGUUCUGGGUUCUUUUUUUUUUUUUUCUUGGAAAGACUGUUCGUGGAGGAGCUUGUGCUACAAA